UCUGUACGGACAUCUUCCUUCCAUCUGUCCAGCACACACACAGACACACACAGACACACACAGACACACACAGACACACACAGGCAGCACAGAGGUCAACACACACACAGACACACACCUGGCGUCUGAAGUCAUGUCAGGAACACAGAGAACACUCACUCAAAAUCCUCUGGAGAAAAUCUGGGUUCCAUCAUUGAAAAGCAGACUGAGUCAACGCAGGGGCUCGUCGGUGCCCCAGUUCACCAACUCUCCAACCAUGAUCGUGAUGGUGGGACUCCCGGCUCGAGGGAAGACCUACAUCUCCAAGAAGCUCACCAGAUACCUGAACUGGAUCGGAGUCACCACCAAAGUGUUCAACGUGGGCCAGUAUCGUAGAGAUGCUACUCGCUCCUACAACAGCUUCGAGUUCUUCAGACCAGACAACGCUGAGGCCAUGAAGAUACGCAAAGCCUGUGCCGUCGCUGCCCUGAAGGAUGUGUGUGAUUAUUUCACCAGGGGUCAGGGGCAGGUCGUGGUUUUCGAUGCCACCAACACGACCCAGGAGCGGAGAGAGGUCAUCCUCAGCUUCGCCAAAGAAAACGGUUACAAGGUUUUCUUUGUAGAGUCGAUAUGUGACGAUCUAGACAUCAUUGCUGCGAAUAUUAAACAAGUGAAGCUGAGCAGUCCGGACUACGUAGACUGUGACAAAGAAGAAGCCGUGGCCGACUUCCUGAAGAGGAUCGAAUGUUACAAGUUGACGUAUCUGCCUCUGGACGACGACAGGGACAGGAAUCUGUCGUACAUUAAGAUCUUCAACGUGGGCAGCAGGUACCUGGUGAACCGGGUCCAGGACCACAUUCAGAGCCGGAUCGUCUACUACCUCAUGAACAUCCACGUCACCCCGAGAUCCAUCUACCUGUGUCGCCACGGCGAGAGCGAGCUGAACCUCGUGGGUCGGAUCGGGGGGGACUCCGGGCUGUCCCCCCGGGGGGCAAAGUUUGCCAGUGCUCUGGGUGCAUACUUGCAAGGCCAGUGCAUCAGUGACCUGAAGGUGUGGACCAGUCACAUGAAGAGGACCAUCCAGACGGCCGAGGCGCUGGGAGUCCAGUACGAGCAGUGGAAGGCCCUGAACGAGAUCGAUGCUGGUGUGUGUGAGGAGAUGACCUAUGAGGCCAUUCAGGAGAAUUACCCAGAGGAGUUUGCACUGAGGGACCAAGACAAGUAUCGCUACCGCUACCCGAAGGGAGAGUCGUACGAGGACCUGGUCCAGCGCCUGGAGCCGGUCAUCAUGGAGCUGGAGAGGCAGGAGAACGUCCUGGUCAUCUGUCACCAGGCGGUUAUGAGAUGUCUGCUCGCCUACUUCCUGGACAAGAGCGCCAGUGAGCUUCCGUACCUGAAGUGUCCUCUGCACACGGUUCUGAAACUCACGCCCGUCGCCUACGGUUGUAAAGUGGAAUCCGUCUUCCUCCACAUUGAAGCUGUCAACACACACAGAGACAAGCCCGAGAAUGUGGACGUGGACCGAGACCCAGCGGAGGCGUUGGAGACGGUGCCAGACCACAUCUAGAGGAAUCAGACCAGCGAGUUUCAGCUCCACCCACCCUGAUGGACGGAGCUGGUUCAAGCUCCACCCACCCUGAUGGACCGAGGCCUUAUUUUUAAUUGAAGUAAUUAUAGUAAUUGUUAUUUAUGUGUAAAACUCCUCGAUAAUGAGAGUGAGACAUUUCUCAGCCUAUUUCCAUUGUAAAUGCACUUUAUUUAUAAUGUAGGGCUCAGGCCAAAUGUCGACAGGAAGAGGAAGCUUAGCUUAAACACGAGAAGCGGGAAACGGCUAGCUACGCUGUGUUGAAGGCUAGUUAAAGCUAGUUAAAGCUAGCUGGUUAAAUUAAGCUAAACAUUUAACAGGCUGUGUCUGAUUAACGCCUCCAAAGAGAAAACUAAACCACGAGUUUUUGUUUCCUUCCGACAGCGGCUAGCAGUUUCCCCCUUCACUUGGUCUUUAUGCUAAGCUAAUCAUCUAGUUUAUCACCUCACCUUUAGCACACAGACAUAAGUGGUAUCGACGACACCAUGAUGUGCCUCACGUAAUUUAAAAGAUACACAACUCUAUGCACCCGACAGGCAGACACACACCAGGUGUAGUGUGUUUGUGUUGUUGUAUGUUUUUAAUGGACCUCAGUCAUUUUAAUAAGUAGCACAAGGGGAUCUGGUGCAAUAUUAAUAAUUGUGGUGCAACUUGUCAGUUUUUAAGAUAUGAACAUAAUUCUGAAGUGACUGUGAAACCUUGAAACCACAUGGACAAUGUUCUGGGGUCCGUGUGACCGAGGGGACGGCCCCUGGUUCCCUGAGGGUCACACCAGUGAUCACAGGGAACCAGUUCUCAUGAAGCUGCUUAACUGGGUCUGACUCUCUGGUCCACAUCACCAGAGACCCAACAGCGACACCUGGUGACAAAUCUGGGUACUGCAGUAGUAAAAAGAUAGAGCUGUAUGCUGAUGUAGAAACUGUACAAGUAAUAAUCCAUACAAUAAAAACUAUAAACAUUGUAAUUAUUAUUACAAGCAAAAUUAGACAGUCAAAUAUUCAUGAAAAUGUGAUUUACCACAUUACAAUUUAACAUGCAUCUAUAUUAAUUGUCCACUAGGCUGUUGGUGGUAAAAUAAUGUUAUAAACCUCUAAAAAUUUGGUAACAAGGAUAACAAAGAUCAUCUUCGUCAGGAGAGAUAAAUAACUGAGUUCAAAAAGGUCUUCAGCUUUAUGGCCGAGCGGUGACACGUCUCUACAGCCGUUAGUUUGUGGGUCAGAGGCGGCACAGUUUUGAUCUCACGUUAAAGUGCGUCAGCUUCAUAUCACUACAACACUUCAGACCAAAGAGAGUUGAAGUCCAAACUGGCCCCAGGUCUGUGCUUCUCGUAGCUGGAGCUUCUUACAGCUCGUUUGUGUGACCUGAGGGAUCAAGAGAAACGAGUCUUCUCCUCAGAAGAUCCUCGUUUAAAAAGAACUUGGAUGCCAGAACAUGACUGUGUAAAUAAACGUACUUCUUCCCACACAAUGUGACGAGUGUCAGAGAUUUAACCUCAAGUCUUUUAAAAACCUGUUCAGUUGUAGAAGUGUCACAGCAGUGAAGCUCCGUCGUACUCCUGUGAUGAACGCCGUCCUUGUCACAUGUGUGUGAGUGAAAAGACCAAGUCAAUCAAUGCAAAUCACUGAUGUUGAAUCUUGUAAAAAGAUUUUAUUAUCUGAACUUGAACUUGAACUGUAACGUCCAGGCAAUAAACUGAGAAUGGAAACCUGAA
This is a messenger RNA of Limanda limanda (common dab), 3275 nucleotides long. Its product is annotated as 6-phosphofructo-2-kinase/fructose-2,6-bisphosphatase. Gene Ontology annotation, biological process: fructose metabolic process; fructose 2,6-bisphosphate metabolic process. Bases 134 to 1546 code for a protein of 470 amino acids. NCBI's taxonomy places the organism in Eukaryota, Metazoa, Chordata, Actinopteri, Pleuronectiformes, Pleuronectidae. The record is from RefSeq and is a predicted model, not a curated record. Gene Ontology annotation, molecular function: ATP binding; 6-phosphofructo-2-kinase activity; fructose-2,6-bisphosphate 2-phosphatase activity. The transcript has 14 exons. Gene Ontology annotation, cellular component: 6-phosphofructo-2-kinase/fructose-2,6-biphosphatase complex; cytosol.